Molecule: messenger RNA, 327 nt
Organism: Rotaria sp. Silwood1
Lineage: Eukaryota; Metazoa; Rotifera; Eurotatoria; Philodinida; Philodinidae
Source: the annotation of a GenBank genome assembly
AUGAGUCCAUGUCCUUAUGGUUAUAUCAUCGAUGACUUGGGUUGUCAAACAUGUGAAUGUAAUCCAUGCCAAUUAGGACUACCUUUAAAUGAAUAUCCAUGCGAAGAAGGACAAAGCACAUGUUCAAAUUCAAAAGGCAUCUGUACUGUAACCGCUGAAGGUAAUACUUAUUGUUGUCCUACUGAAAAAUCUGGCUCUUGUCCACCAAGUCCUGAUCCAUCGGUAGUUUUAUGUUUGCCAUCCAAUUGUAACAAUGAUGCUGAUUGUCCAGCUAGAGAAAAAUGUUGUGAUCCAUGUUUUCGAUGUCUUAAUGUAACACGUUCCUAA